Molecule: messenger RNA, 3888 nt
Organism: Cyprinodon variegatus (sheepshead minnow)
Lineage: Eukaryota; Metazoa; Chordata; Actinopteri; Cyprinodontiformes; Cyprinodontidae
Gene: parp4
Product: poly(ADP-ribose) polymerase family member 4
Exons: 31
Coding region: 52-3888 (1278 amino acids)
Molecular function (GO): NAD+ poly-ADP-ribosyltransferase activity
Source: RefSeq, a predicted model, not a curated record
GGGAAAUUUGUCCAGAGUGAACAACCUUUUUACUUCCUGCAUCAAAACAGGAUGGGCGUGUUUGACAACUGCUUCGUCCUUCUGGAGCUGAAAAAUGUUCCGCUUAAGGAGAAGAAGAAGCUGAAGUCAGCCGUGACGAUGAACGGAGGCAGCUUUUCUUUCAUCGUCAAUAAACAGUGCUCUCUGGUGGUGACCACGGAUGUGUCCAACCUGAGCUCCAACAGGCUGCGCAGCAUCCAGAAGCACCAGACGCCGGUGGUCGGCUUGAAUUACCUGCACGACUGCGUGGAGAGAGGAGCUCUUCUGCCCGUGGAUGGAUACCAGAUGGACACUGCAUCUGCUGCUUCAUCUCCAGCUCCUCCACCUGUGCAGUUAGCGAGCAGAGCUCCGCUAGCUGCUGAAGCAGCACAACAAACCAAGGAAAGAAAGGAUGAGAAGCUCAGAAUUUUCCAUGAAUCGGACUCUGAUGUCCCGGCGUUCCCUGAUGAUUUCCAGGUGGCGCUGUACUCGUUUUUCGGACAGGAUAACGGGAGCAGGUGGUGCGUGUUGGAGCUGCAGAGCGCCGCGGCCGAGGAGGGGCGGCGCUACCGUGUGGCCAGAUACUGGCAGGACGAUGUGGCGGCAAAAAAGGCGGCUGUGAUGGACCGGCUGGUGUUUCCCUCCAUCUCAGAUAAAGCCGUGGACGUUUACCAACAGCUGAGUGAAGAACUACAGCACUCCGACCUGCAGUUGAAGGGCGACUUCCCUGCUGAGGUGCAGCCGCUUGGCUCCGCCCCCCUGCAGCAGCUGCUGCUGGAGAACAAGCUGAACUCGAGCACCUUGUCCCCUGAGGUGGCGCUGUUCGUAGAGAUGCUGUGGACCGAAGCUCUUGGUUGCCUUGGAAACAUCCUCAGAGUUCCCAUCUCUCAGCUCAGCCUGAACGAUGUGAGCAGAGCCGAGGGCCUGCUGCUUCAGGCUCAGAGGAAACUGAAGGAGGGAAAUCCGUCCGAGGCGUCGUCUCUCCUGGAGGAGGUUUACACCCUGCUCCCUCACAAAGAUCCCAGACCACCGUUUCCCACGGCAAAGCUUCUGUCUCAGAAGCUAGACCUCUGUCAGUUAAUCCGAGAUUUUCUAAACGUGACGGAGAUGACGUGCUCCACGCCAUCCUCCGUGGGGAAGUACCGCUCCCUUCGCUGCAGCAUCGAGGCUGUUCCCCCCAGCAGCGCUGAGUUCCAGAACAUCUCCGCCCUGCUGGCCGACAGGCCUGCUGAGAUCCAGCAGAUCCUCCGUGUCAGCAGAGGGGUGGAGCUUCAGACGUUCAGGAGUGAGCUCAGGAACAUCAAGCCCCUCCUCCAUUCAUCCAGCCCCAGGAACUUUGUAGGCAUCUUGUCCAGAGGUUUGCUGCUUCCUCAUGUGGGAGUGGAGCUCCAUGGCAUCGAGAGGACGGAUGUGGGGAACCUGGGCAGCGGGAUUUACUUCAGUGAUGCUCUGAGCACCAGUCUGAAGUACUCCUCCGCCAGUGAAACCGACGGCUCCCGCCUGCUGCUGGUCUGUGAUGUGGCUCUGGGAUGGUUUAAGAACGUCUAUAAGAAAGACCCGACUCUGACCAGGCCUCCGGAGGGCUUUCACAGCGUCCAUGGAGUUCGCCGCACUAAAGGAACUCCGUCUGACUUCGAGGACGACGAGUUCGUGGUUUACUCCCCUGAUCAGGUGAAGAUUAAAUAUGUGGUUCAGUUCAGAGUGAAAGGCGACCAACAGAAGCCCUUCAGUCCGGACAUCAACCUGACGGCGGACGCGGGCGUUCCCAGACAAAUGUUCCCUUCAUCAAACUAUGAAGAUCUUGAAAAGAUUAAAAACCCUCUGGAGGACGUAACGGCCGGACUGUUGAACAGCUCAGGAGAGCAGCUCCCCCUGCAGGCCGUCCAUGUGAAGUGCAAACUGAUAGACCUGCUCUCCCAGGUCGUCAUCUUCCAGAAGUACACCAAUCACAGCUCCGCCCCCAUUGAGGCGAAGUACGUUUUCCCGUUGGACGACUCGGCUGCUGUUUGCGGGUUUGAAGCUUUUAUCAAUGGGAAACACGUGGUGGGACAGGUGAAGGAGAAGCAGACGGCUCGUAGGGAGUACAAGCAGGCCAUAGCCAAAGGCCACGGAGCGUACCUCAUGGACCAGGAAGCUCCUGACGUGUUCACCAUCAGCGUGGGCAACCUGCCGCCUGGAGCCACCGUCCUCAUCAAAGUCACCUUUCUGUCUGAGCUGGUGGUCCGAGACGGGAGCAUUCUGUUCUCCCUGCCGGGGAGUGUGGCUCCCUGGCAGGAGAGCUCCGCCCUCAACCAGACAACACAGAUGGACAACGUGUUGUUCUUUCUGGUCGUCAGAGAGUUCACCUUGGACAUGUCGGUGGAGAUGCCCAACGAGAUCUCUAGUCUGACCUGCAUCACCCACCAAGUCAAAAUCAAGAGGACUCAGUGUCAGGCUGUGGUCAGUGUGAUGCCAGGUCAGCUCAUGGGUCCGGAUGGUUUCCAGCUCUCGGUUUCUCUCUCUGAGGUUCAUCUUCCCAGAAUGUGGGUGGAGAAACAUCCUGACAAAGACAGCCAGGCCUGCAUGUUGGUUUUCUACCCAGACUUUCAGGUUGACUCCAGUUCUGGAGUCAGUGAAGUAGUCAUUUUGCUGGAUUCAUCGGAGUCCAUGAGGGACAAGUCUUUCCAUUUGGCCCAGGAAAUCGCCCUGCAGGUGUUAAAGAAUCUGAAGGACAACAUCAGAAUCAACAUUUUUUUGUUUGGAACAGUUUACCAACGAGCUUUCCAAAAGGCUGAGCAACUUCCUGAAGCUGAGGAUAAAGCCAAGAUGUUCAUCAAGAGCUCUCGUCCACUAGGGGGCGGCACCGAGCUGUGGCGGCCUCUCCAGGCCCUCAGCCUGUUGCCGCCGUCCUCUGGCGUGCGAAACCUGCUGCUGCUGUCGGACGGCCACAUUCAGAACGCUGCAGUCACCUUGCAGCUGCUCAGAGACAACGUCAAGCACAGCCGCCUCUUCACCUGCGGCCUGAGCUCCACAGCCAAUCGCCACAUGUUGCGAGCCCUGGCUCAAGCAGGGGGCGGGGCUUACGAAUUUUUCGACGCUAAAACUAAGCACACCUGGGCUGAGAAGGUGAAGCACCAGGUGAAGCGCAUGUUGUCUCCCGGCUGCAGCUCCGUCUCUGUGAAGUGGCAGCAGUUCAACUCAAGAGCUCCUCCUCCUCUUCAAGCCCCGAAGCAGCUGCACGCUCUGUUCAACGACUGCCACACGCUGGUUUACGGCUUCGUGCCCCACUGUACUCAGGCGACUCUACUUGGAGAUAUACGUGGUCAGGAGCUUAGAACCAUGGUCUCAACAACAGAGCUGCAGAAGACCAGAGGAACCUUUCUUCAUAAGCUCACUGCCAGAGCGCUGAUCAGAGACUAUGAGGACGGAAGCCUGGACGCCACCGAGGCUGAACAUGAGGGUAAAAAAUCAGAGCUGAAGUCCUUCAUCAUCGAUCUAAGCAAAGAGUUCUCCAUUCUGUCUCAGUUCACCAGCUUUGUCGCCAUUGAAGAGCGGGAUUCUGAGAAAGCAGAGGAUGGCGUCACGGACGUCCCCAAGCUGAUCGCAGACGAGGAUGUAGACUUCUUGCCCUACAUCAGCUGGACUCUUCCUCAGGAGAAACAAACAGCGGAGAUAGAUUCUAUUGAGGAGGAUGAAGUGGAGCUGGAGGGGGCGGAGCUAUCUGAUGAUGAAUCUGAUGAUGACACCGGUCGGUACAGGGCCCGCUUCACAGCAACCUUGGUGGAGUCCAACCAUCACCGGAAACGAGUCCGACUUACUGCCAGCAAUGCGGACCAGGCUCUGACACCUGUACUCCAUACUCCCGGGAGUACCCCCCACACGACCCGCUGA